Molecule: messenger RNA, 3064 nt
Organism: Daucus carota subsp. sativus
Lineage: Eukaryota; Viridiplantae; Streptophyta; Magnoliopsida; Apiales; Apiaceae
Product: protein CLMP1
Exons: 1
Coding region: 464-2791 (775 amino acids)
Molecular function (GO): protein binding
Source: RefSeq, a predicted model, not a curated record
CAGUGCUCAGUGCUCACUUUUCCAUUAUAUAAUACUAGUAUAUCCUAAAUUAGUUGCUCCCUUCUACCCUAGGGUUUCCAACCUUUUGCCCAAAACCCCAUCCUCAGAGAGAGAGAGAGAGAGAGGGAGAGACGGAGAGAGGGAGCGAAAAUCGCAGAGAGAGGGGGGGGAGAGAGAAUCAGAGAGAGAGAGAUAGAGAUAGAGAGAGAGUCCAGCUCAUGUGGUUUGGGAGUGCUUACAAUCUCAACUUAGCAGCCUCUCAAUCUGCACAAGAAAGUUUCAGUCUUUAGCAUUUGUAAGUAUCUUUCAUCUCUCUUUUUCUCUUACUCAUUAUCAUAGAAUAAUUGAGUGAAAGAACUAGUGUAUACUUCAGCUACUAUUAUAAGUUUGCAUCUUUAUACUUUCUUGAAUUCAAGUGAUUAAAUUUGAGGAUUUUGUGUUGAAGACUAUAUAUUAAAUUUGUAUGGGGAAGUCUGGAGGUAAAAAGAAGAAGGGUGGUGUUAGCCAAAACCCGAACAAAGUUUUAGCUGACAGUAAUCCUUUGACUGUAUCGAAUGGAGGGGUCAAUUUGGAUUCUCCGAUUUUCUUGAAAAGGGCACAUGAGCUUAAAGAAGAGGGAAAUAAGAAAUUUCAAGCUAAAGAGUAUGUCAGUGCUCUUGAGCAAUAUGAUAAUGCUCUUAAACUUAUUCCGAAGACUCACCCGGACCGAGCUGUUUUUCAUAGUAAUCGAGCUGCUUGUUUGAUGCAAAUGAAGCCGAUAGAUUAUGAAACUGUGAUUGCUGAGUGUACUAUGGCACUUCAAGUUCAGCCUCAGUUUGUACGGGCUCUUUUAAGAAGGGCUCGUGCAUAUGAGGCGAUAGGGAAGUAUGAAAUGGCUUUGCAGGAUGUCCAAGAAUUGUUGGGUGCAGAUCCGAAUCAUGGUGAUGGGUUGGAUAUUUCUCGUAGGUUGAAGACUGCACUUGGGACACGGUUAGAGGCGCAACAGGACCUUCAGAGCCGCCCAUCACCAGCAGCCCUUGGUGCUUCUGCUGUCCGAGGUGCUCCUGUUGCGGGUCUUGGACCUUGUUUGCCAGCUCGGCCAGUGCCAAAGAAGCAAGCUGCAUCAACAGCUGGUUCUGUUACACCGACUAAUAAGCCGGAUAAUAAGUCAUAUUCAGCACAACCAGCUGAAAAUGGACAUAAGAGUGGUCAUGAUGUCAAGUUCCAAAUCCCAAAACUUGUCCCCAAGGCUUCAAAUGGAUCUUCCAAGUCCAAUGUCAAUAUGGUUAAUGAUAACCAAAAGGAGCGAACAUCGUUUUCAUCAGUGUCACUGCCGAGUCAUGGGCAAACUUCCAAAGUUACAUUACAGUGGAGACCAUUGAAACUUAUUUAUGGUCACGACAUAAGACUUGCAGAGAUGCCAGUAAAUUGUAGUUUCAAAGUAUUGAGGGAAAUCGUGGGAAAACGCUUUCCACCAGCCAAGUCGGUUUUAAUGAAGUACAAGGAUCAUGAUGGAGACUUGGUCACUAUAACAUGUUCAGCGGAGCUUAGAUUGGCAGAAGUGUUUGUUGACAGCUUGAUGGCAAAAGAACCUGAUACAGAUAAAAGUGAUUCUUUUGGACUGUUGAGGUUGCAUAUUGUUGAGGUUAGUCCAGAACAAGAGCCACUUAUAGUGGAAGAGGAAGAGGAGGAGAAGCAACUUGAAAAUGAAGUGAAUAAAGGGGAAUAUGAGAGUGGGUCUUCACAGAGUGAGUCAGUUGUUGAAACUGUGGAAACUGAGACUGAUGGAAAAACAGAGAAGACAACUCUGGAUGAGAAACCAUCAGCAUCUCAAGAUCCAGAGGGAAAGGAAGUGGAGAUGGAUGAUUGGUUGUUUGAGUUCGCUCAGUUGUUCCGUACCCAUGUUGGCAUUGAUCCCGAUGCUCAUAUUGACCUGCAUGAGCUUGGAAUGGAGCUAUGUUCGGAGGCCCUAGAGGAAACAGUUACAAGUGAAGAGGCUCAAAGUCUUUUUGACAAGGCUGCUAUUAAAUUUCAAGAGGUAGCUGCUUUAGCUUACUUUAACUGGGGAAAUGUUCAUAUGUGUGCAGCAAGGAAGAAGAUUCCAAUUGAUGAUUCUGCUGCAAAGGAUUUGGUUGCAACCCAACUUCAAACUGCUUACGAUUGGGUGAAGGAGAAAUAUUCUUUAGCUAGACAGAAGUAUGAAGAGGCUCUUUCGAUUAAACCAGACUUUUAUGAGGGACUGUUGGCACUUGGGCAGCAGCAAUUUGAAAUGGCAAAACUUCACUGGUCAUAUGUUCUUGCCAAGAAAGAAGAUCUCUCUAAUUGGGAUCCGACAGAAACAAUUGAUCUUUUUGAUAGUGCACAGCAAAAAAUGCAAUCUGCCACUGAGAUGUGGGAGAAGCUGGAGGAACAAAGAGCCAAGGAGUUGAAGGAUCCUAGUUCAAGCAAGAUAGAAGAAUUGUUAAAAAGAAAGAAAAAACAGGUGGGUGGUACUGAAGGUGAGUCGAGUCAAAGGGAAAUUUCACCUGAUGAGGCAGCUGAACAAGCAGCAGUCAUGCGAUCACAGAUACAUCUAUUUUGGGGUAACAUGCUUUUCGAGCGGUCCCAGGUUGAAUGCAAAUUGGGUAUGACAGGUUGGGAUAAGAAUUUGGAUACUGCUGUUGAGCGGUUCAAACUUGCUGGAGCUUCUGAAGCUGAUAUCUCAACCGUGCUUAAAAAUCAUUGCUCAAAAGCGGAUGCUGUGGAAGGUAGUGAGAAGAAAGAGAUCGAGACUUCAAGCGCAAAACCUGGAAAUGAUAAUCAUGCUACUUAAAUUUCAGUGUAGUACUUUAUGACACCCCAGGUAGGCUCCAACCAGUUUCUAUAUUUUUCUCAUUGUGAUCUUAACUGGUAGCAUGUUUGAGCGUCCUAUUCUGUUUGCUUCCAAGUUCAGAGAGAACUGCAAAGGCUACCAAACUUUCACUAUAAUUUGUCAACCGACAAUCAUAUUGUUUUGGGUCCUUCACUUGACCUCAUUAUUUAAAAUGUCUUUAUAAAACUAUGGAAGAGCGUUCUCAGUUAUAAAGUUUAUUGAGCUUCUGCUGCA